This is a messenger RNA of Elgaria multicarinata webbii, 1166 nucleotides long. It is a transcript of the gene CALHM1, whose product is annotated as calcium homeostasis modulator 1. Gene Ontology annotation, cellular component: plasma membrane. Gene Ontology annotation, molecular function: monoatomic cation channel activity. The coding region runs from base 159 to 1166 and encodes 335 amino acids. NCBI's taxonomy places the organism in Eukaryota, Metazoa, Chordata, Lepidosauria, Squamata, Anguidae. The record is from RefSeq and is a predicted model, not a curated record. The transcript is spliced from 2 exons.
UUCUGAGUAAUGGAAAAAGUGGAGUAAAAGUAAAAACUAGAAGGAAAUAUCAUUGAUGAGGCACACUGGAGUUUCUUUUAAACCUCAACAAAAGAAGAACAGGACUAAAAUCUCUUAUUUGAUUCUGAUAGAAGAGUGCUCAUAAAGUGACAACGACAAUGGAUAAAUUCCGAAUGAUCUUCCAGUUCCUCCAGUCCAACCAGGAGUCAUUCAUGAAUGGCAUAUGUGGCAUCAUGGCUCUUGUCAGUGCGCAGAUAUACGUGGCUUUUGAUUUCAACUGUCCAUGUCUACCAGGUUAUAACCUGGCCUAUGGGAUGGGUAUCCUGUUUGUGCCACCCCUGGUCUUGUUCUUACUGGGCUUUGUGAUGAACAACAAUGUCUCCAUGCUGGCAGAAGAAUGGAAAAGGCCUACAGGGAAGCGUCACAAAGACCCGUCUGUCUUGCGUUACAUGUUCUGCUCCAUGGCACAGCGGGCAAUGAUAGCCCCCGCUGUUUGGAUUUCAGUUACGCUGUUGCAUGGAGAGUGCUUCAUUUGCGCUUUCAGCACCUCUGUGCCACUAGAGAAAUUGGGAAAUGACAGCUAUAUACACCUACCUGAGGAGGAGAUAAGGAAGAUUCUGGCCCGGAUUCCCUGUGAAAAAAUUUACAGCGGCCAAGAACUUAUUGCCAUUGAGGUGGCGACCAGGUACCUGCGCUGUAUCUCCCAGGCAAUGGGCUGGUUCUUCGUGCUGAUGAUUACCCUGCUAGCGUUCCUUGUCCGAUCCUUACGUCCCUGCUUCACUCAAGCUGCCUUCUUGAAGAGCAAGUAUUGGUCCCACUACAUCGACAUUGAGCGCAAGCUCUUUGCUGAGACUUGUACAGAGCAUGCUAAGAGUUUUGCCAAGGUUUGUAUCCAGAACUUCUUUGAGGGCAUGAACAAGGACCUGAGCAUUGGCCAUGUGCACUUUCCUGAGAAACCCCCUGCAGAAGGAGGGGAAGAGAAGGAAAAAUUGCUGGGCAUCAUGGAUCAUGGGACUAUGAACAAGCUUCUGCAGAACUGGCACAAAUGUAAGCCUCCUUUGUGCCUCAACCAAGAGGUGAUCCAGAAUGGGAGCUGUUGGGCAGGAGACGUCACACGUCCCCACCUACCCAAGAGAGAGUAUGCCACCUAUUACAGCAAAGUCUGA